Saccostrea echinata is the source of this 408-nucleotide messenger RNA. RefSeq names its product perlucin-like protein. The transcript is spliced from 4 exons. The record is from RefSeq and is a predicted model, not a curated record. Gene Ontology annotation, molecular function: signaling receptor activity. Bases 1 to 408 code for a protein of 135 amino acids. Lineage: Eukaryota; Metazoa; Mollusca; Bivalvia; Ostreida; Ostreidae.
AUGGGUGGAGGCGAUUUAGAGAGCAUUGUUACAAAGAGUUCGCUCAGAAACUGGACUGGUUUGGUGCACAGAUUACAGAAGGCUAACCUAGCAGGAAUAGAGAGAAAAGAAGAAAAUGAGUGGUUAAAAAAACAAAAAUUAUGGUUAGAUUUAAAUGACCUAUCUGUCGAAGGGAACUGGAGGUGGUUUUCAACAGGAAAAUCCGUUUCCUACACAAACUGGAUACCAGGACAACCAGAUUAUGCUAGUGAGGAUUGUGGACAGAUGAACUAUCCUAGUCACAAAAAAGGACAAUGGAAUAAUCUAAGUUGUGAUGCUAAGAUUGGGUUUAUUUGUGAAUUGUCUGGUAUGGUAAUCUUUGCUAGAUCUUUGGUAUGGCAGGAAAAGGGAGAAGAAGCUGUUAUAUAA